Lagenorhynchus albirostris (white-beaked dolphin) is the source of this 2128-nucleotide messenger RNA. RefSeq names its product peptidylprolyl isomerase D (gene PPID). The coding region runs from base 138 to 1289 and encodes 383 amino acids. Gene Ontology annotation, biological process: protein peptidyl-prolyl isomerization; protein folding. The transcript has 10 exons. Gene Ontology annotation, molecular function: peptidyl-prolyl cis-trans isomerase activity; protein binding. The record is from RefSeq and is a predicted model, not a curated record. NCBI's taxonomy places the organism in Eukaryota, Metazoa, Chordata, Mammalia, Artiodactyla, Delphinidae.
GCCGCGGCCUCCGAGCUCCUGUCGGAAGGUGGUCGCCAGUGCCGCGGUUCUUCGCAGACGCCGCCGGUUUUGGGGUUUGGGCUGCGCGGCGGCCACGGGGUGUUCCGAGGAGCUCGCGAACACGUCUGCGGGCCACAAUGUCGCACCCUUCCCCCCAGGCUAAGCCGUCCAACCCCAGUAACCCCCGAGUCUUCUUGGACGUGGACGUCGGAGGGGAGCGAGUUGGUCGAAUUGUCUUGGAAUUGUUUGCAGAUAUUGUACCCAAAACGGCAGAAAAUUUUCGUGCAUUGUGUACAGGAGAAAAAGGCAUUGGACCCACCACUGGGAAACCUCUACAUUUCAAAGGAUGUCCUUUCCAUAGAAUUAUUAAGAAAUUUAUGAUUCAGGGUGGAGACUUCUCAAAUCAGAAUGGGACAGGUGGAGAAAGUAUUUAUGGUGAAAAAUUUGAAGAUGAAAAUUUCCAUUAUAAGCAUGAUAAGGAGGGAUUACUGAGCAUGGCAAAUGCAGGCCGCAACACAAACGGCUCUCAGUUCUUCAUCACGAUGGUUCCGACUCCUCACUUGGAUGGCAAACACGUGGUGUUUGGCCAAGUGAUUAAAGGAAUGGGUGUGGCAAGGAUUCUGGAGAAUGUGGAGGUGAAAGGUGAAAAACCUGCCAAAUUGUGCGUUACUGCAGACUGCGGAGAACUGAAGGGAGGGGAUGAUUGGGGAAUAUUCCCCAAGGAUGGAUCUGGUGACAGUCAUCCAGACUUCCCCGAGGAUGCAGACAUAGAUGUAAAAGAUGUAGAUAAAAUUUUAUUAAUAACGGAAGACUUAAAAAACAUUGGAAAUACUUUUUUCAAAUCCCAGAACUGGGAGAUGGCCAUUAAAAAAUACACAAAAGUUUUAAGGUAUGUGGAAGGCUCGAAGGCUGCUACUGAGAACGCAGGCAGAGCAAAGCUGCAGCCUGUCACUUUGAGCUGCCUGCUGAAUAUCGGAGCUUGCAAACUGAAGCUGUCCGAUUGGCAGGGAGCAGUCGACAGCUGUUUGGAGGCCCUUGAAAUAGAUCCGGCAAAUACCAAAGCACUGUACCGUAGAGCCCAAGGAUGGCAAGGACUAAAAGAAUACGACCAAGCAUUGGCUGAUCUUAAGAAAGCUCAGGAGAUAGCACCAGAGGAUAAAGGGCUGGCAGACGUCUCUAAAGGGUCAGGUAGACAUUACAGUCUGUCACGGCUACCCAGUUCCGCAUGUGGAGCUCAAAAGCCCCCAUCGACAGUGUGUAAGCCAGGAGGCACUGCUGUGUUCCAGUAAAACUGCGUAAGAAGAGUGGUGGGCUGGACGCCAACCUCUGGUCUAGGAGAUACACUUUGCUGGAAGUGCUGAGCCUGAUGAGUCAAAUGUACAUUGGAGGCCAGUAGUGCUAAUAGUGUUUGAAUCUCGGAAGACUUGGAGAGAGAAGUAGAUGCUACAUCACUUAUAAAGUUUUAUUUAAGAGAGAUUCAUAAUAUGGGACAGUUUUAGGUGUAGUAUAAAAUUAUUUCACUGAUAAUUACUUUAUGAACAUUCUGAUCAAAAAUAUAUUUAAGCUGUUUUUGACACCUGUGAACUUCCAAACAUUUGAAGUUAGCUUGCCGUCCAUUUUAGAGACACUGGCACGGGUGAAGCCGGCUGCAGUUUACAUUCCAUUGUAUGCUGGGCCUCCACCGCCUUCGGGUACCACCCAGUUAAUAUUCUGACUUGGAUCCUUAAUAUCACAUGUUUUACAGUGCACACAGUUCUGAGCAUUUAUCUGUAGCCGAAAUCCAUCACCUUGUUCCAAAGGUACAAAUUCAUAAACUCCUGUAAGAAAACAUACGCAACUCUGUGCAGUAGCUGCCUUUAAAGCAGAGGCUAAAGUCCUGGAGAAAUUAGCCACAGAAGCCCUCAGCGUUUGUGGACUGAAUGUUUACCCACAGAAUAUUACAGAGAUCUGGGUGUGUGCAUUUGCUGUUGUAUAAAUUAAAAAUGAUAAAAGCAGAAGGUACAGCAGCAUGUGGCUGAGUUGGUGUUACCAACAAGGGAACUCGAGGCUGAGCAGUUUUCGGGUGUGAUGUUAUAUACGGACAUACUUCAGAGACCCAGACGCCGCAAUAAAGUGAAUUAUCACAAUA